Acanthosepion pharaonis is the source of this 636-nucleotide messenger RNA. NCBI's taxonomy places the organism in Eukaryota, Metazoa, Mollusca, Cephalopoda, Sepiida, Sepiidae. The record is from the annotation of a GenBank genome assembly.
AUGAGAUCAGGGCGAAGCGGUAGAUCUCGUCCCGUUUGUUCUUGUCUUUGCAGUUUCUCUCUCUCCCGUGUCUCUCCUAGGUAUCUCCGCGUUUCGCUUUUAUGGACGCCUGUGCAACGACUGAGACGACUAGAUUUUAAUUAUCGUUCAAAAUUAUUUCAUAUCGUGCUUUUGGGUGUGGUCGUUUUCACAUCGGGUAUCUAUCUUUUUGCUAUCCCCUCAUCAGCCCAUUGGCCAUCAUGUGACAAAAAGGAAACACUCACUUUUCUAAACGAAAGCAGAUGGUCUCUUUCUUUUACCUCUUCGGCAGACGAGAAAUUUAACUACUUUCUUCCAGUUUUUUUCCCAAUAAGAAAAAAACAACAAAAAAAAUGUCCUUUCUUUCAUCUUCCCUCGCCUGGUCAUUGGUAUACCUUCAGUUUAUCGGAAUUUAGUGUUUUUCUGUCUUCUAUAUUUUUUUCUCAAUUAAAAACAAACAUCCUUUUCUUUCAUUUUCCUUCGUCUGGUCAUCGGUAUAUCUUUAGUCUAUCGGAAAUUCGUAGCUUUCGCCGGUUUUGGCCCGCACUCUCAAAAUGGUUGCGUAUCACCUGUUCUAUACAAUUAUUCUUAACCUUCUGGAAACUUGGCGGUUCCUGA